This is a messenger RNA of Anneissia japonica, 3272 nucleotides long. RefSeq lists its product as uncharacterized. The transcript has 17 exons. Bases 1 to 2979 code for a protein of 992 amino acids. The record is from RefSeq and is a predicted model, not a curated record. Lineage: Eukaryota; Metazoa; Echinodermata; Crinoidea; Comatulida; Comatulidae. Gene Ontology annotation, molecular function: protein binding.
AUGAAAAUAAGCAGAGAAUUACUGCCAGACCAGUCAUGCCCAUCUGGUUUCUUUGGUUUGUUGUGUAACUAUCCAUGUCAUUGCAAAGACUCAGCUGAUUGUAAUCGUAAUGGAAGCUGUGUCAAUGGAUGCCACGAAGCAUGGGCUGGAGAUGACUGCAGCAUAGCACUACCUUACAGUUCCAAACCGCCAAUACCUUUGAACCAAACAGCAACUACCAUACUUAUUGCCUGUAGCUGGGAUCCACUUCGAGACUUUGGAACAGGGACUAUUACCGGAUGUAAGUUAUGGUAUAAUAUGUCAUCGACAACUACAUUCACUGCAGUUGAUAUCAUUGACAAUGGUGUAUAUAUCAUCGACAAUCUUACACUGCACACUACUGUUGAAUUCUACGUACAAUACUCAAGAUUAGUUGGCGGCGUAGAGACCGAUGGACCACCUAGUGAACAUGGAUUAGCAGAGACUAUAUGCACAAAGCCUUUAGAAGAUCCAGAAAUAGAAUUGGAAACAGUUGAUGGUAACGAUAUUAUCUUAAUAUUAAAGCCUGUAUCAAAUGCUCCAGAGCGAAUCCAGUGCGAUGAUAUACUUCGAUAUCAAGUGCGAUACCAAAGCAAAGAUGGAAAUGAACAGGACAUCCUCAACACAACGGAUGGUUUGCAAACAGAAGUCAAGAUAUCGGAAUUAUCACCAGGAUGUGUUUUUUAUCACGUCGACUCUAGAGUUGUUAAUAACGCAGAAAUUACUGGAGAUUGGGGAACACCAAUAUCGGUACAAUCAGCACCCUCAGCACCCUCAAUCACCAAAGAUUCAGUACUGGAAGGAACGUUUUUAUUAAUGAAAUGGAAUGCUUCUACCUGUAACAGCACCCAGAAUAAUUUGAGUUACCAUUAUCAACUAUCAGGAGGAGUCCUCCAAGGAAGUACAACAAAAACUGAAGUUCUUAUAGAUGAUGGAAUUGUACCUUGUACUCAGUACACAUUUUCAGUUUUUGCGUCGUAUAUGAAUGUUAGCAGCAUUACUGAUAUUAUGGAGUUCAUGUCUGGUGUUGACUGUAAGAUUUUUUUCAUUAUACGAAUAGAUUUAAAGACUAUUACUGUCAUAUUAAGUGUACUUUUACUCUUCAAGAGAUUCACAAGGACUUUUAUCCUCAAUGAAAUGAAGCAUGUUAAUCCUCGGAAUAGCACUGGUCUGGACGAUUGUCCGCUGCCAAAAUGGAGUCCCCCUGAAUGUGAGAUUGAUUGUCCUGUGUGUUAUAACGGUGGAGUUUGUGACGACAAGACCGGUCUAUGUAUUUGCCCCGCAGGCUUCAAAGGAGAAUACUGCCAAACAUCAUGUGGAAGCAACAACUGGGGUCGUAAUUGUGAUGUUGUUUGUUCUAUUGGAGAUGAUGAAGGUUGUAAAGGAAAGCUUUUUUGUCCCCCUGAUCCUUUCGGAUGCACCUGCAUCGACGGAUACGGAGGCAACGAUUGCAAUACAGCAUGUGCUAACAAUCACUAUGGAGCAGAUUGCCGUCAAGUAUGUCACUGCGAUUCAGGAGGAUGUGACGGAAAGACAGGGGAUUGUACAUCUGGGUCAUCUUGUACGAAUAAUUACAUGGGACCAGCGUGUCAAGAAUUAUUGCCAGGCCUGUCCUGUCCAUCUGGUUUCUUUGGUGUGUUGUGUAACUAUCCUUGUCAUUGCAAAGACUCAGCUGAUUGUAAUCGUAAUGGAAGCUGUGACAAUGGAUGCCACAAAGCAUGGGCUGGAGAGGACUGCAGCAUAGCACUACCUUACAGUUCCAAACCGCCAACACCUUCGAACCAAACAGCAACUACCAUACAUAUACCCUGUAGCUGGGAUCCUCUUCGAGACUUUGGAACAGGAACUAUUACCGGAUGUAAGUUAUGGUAUGAUACUUCAUCGACAAGUACAUUCACUUCUGUUGAUAUCAUUGCCAAUGGUGUAUAUAUCAUCGACAAUCUUGCACUGCACACAACUGUUGAAUUCUACGUACAAUACUCGAGAUUAGUUGGCGGCGUAGAGACCUAUGGACCACCUAGUGAACAUGGAUCAGCAGAGACUAUAUGCUCAAAGCCUUUAGAAUCUCCAGAAAUAGAAUUGAAAAAAGUUGAUGGUAAUGAUAUUAUCUUGAUGUUGAAGCCUGUAUCAAAUGCUCCUGAGCAAAUCCAUUGCGAUGAUAUACUUCGUUAUCAAGUGCGAUACCAAAACAAAGAUGGAAGUAAACAAGUAAUUGUCAACACAACUGACGGUUUACAAUUAGAAGUCAAGAUGUCGGGAUUAUCACCAGGAUGUGUUUUUUAUCAAGUCGACUCUAGAGUUGUUAAUAACGCAGAAAUUACUGGAGACUGGGGAAAGCCAAUAUCGAUACAAUCAGCACCAUCAGCGCCCUCAGUUACCAGAGAUUCAGUACUGGAAAGAAUGUUUUUAUUGAUGAAAUGGAAUGCUUCUGCCUGUAACAGCACCCAGAAUAAUUUGAGUUACCAUUAUCAACUAUCAGGAGGAAUCCAUCAAGGAAGUACAACAAAAACUGAAGUUCUUAUAGAUGAUGGAAUCGUACCUUGUACACAGUACACAUUUUCAGUUUCAGCAUCGUAUAUGAAUGUUAGCAGCACCACCAAUAUUAUGGAGGUCAUGUCUGGUAUUGACUAUCCUGGAAAACCAACCAUUAGUUCAUUAACAUCAACGUCUUUAUCAAUCACACUGGAAUUGACAUUAUCUGAUGAUAAUCCGUGCACAAUACUAGGAUACAAUGUGCUUGUAUAUAGUGAUAUACAGAAUUUAGAGUUCAAUAUGGAUACCACAGCGACUUCACUGACAAUUAAUGAAAAUAUAAUGCCGAAUGCCAACUACACUGUCCAGGUUGCAGCCAGAACUCAGAAAGGCUUUGGUAAUUUCUCAGAUGUAGGUUAUGUGUCUACCAAUGCAGAUAACCCUGUCAAAGGUACGCAAUUUACUAGAUGCUUUUGUGUAUUUGGUUAAGUGCAUCAAGAGCGACAAACCAUGCAGUAAAGUGUGCAAACACCUCGUCACCGACAUUAUUGUUAGGCUCCAACACACCUCUUCCUCUAUCAAGUCCCCCUCCCCUCACAUGUGACUCCUGGAACAUUUUCUAUAUCUCAAUAUCUCUGAUCAUUGCUCUUAUAGGCGAAACUGGAACUAAAUUCAGAUUCCGGUUUAACCACCACAAACAGUCCGUUCGUAAAAAGAGCAAGAGGUUACCUGUCGCCGAACACCUUAACUGUCCUGGCCACUCCAUUGACAACAUUGGGACU